UGCAGAGUGAAGUGACCCAAACUGCAGAACUGUCACGAAGCCAUGGACGCGCCAUCCCUUCGCCGAGCGCAGACGGCAGCUGGAAGCAGCGCACAAGCAGCGCUACCUGCGCUGAUGCGAAGCUGGUCUGCCCCACGCAGGCGACAUGAACUUGGACCGACGCUUUGUCUGGAAGUGCCCUGGAAAUCAAGACCAAGGUCACUGCCUUGCCCACAUGCACUAGAAGGCUUUGUGGAGGUGGUGGCCUUGGACGGACGAAGGUCGCAGGAAGAGGUCAUGCGUGCACAGUUCUUGUGCCACAGGAGCAAGUUCGCCUCACAGCUGGUAGGGUUCUCUCGAAGCCCACCGGGAUGCCAAGAGAGCACUGUGUUCUUCUACACCAAGCCAGAUCAUCUCCUCUUGGAGAAGUUGGGACUCCUGUCCCACCUGCAGCGGCUGGCGGUGGCUCAUGGCGCUGCCACAGCGCUUUGGACGCUACACUCCUUGGGCGCCUCCUUUGGGCGCCUGGAGGUAGAGUCUUUGGGCCUUCGGGCAGGGCGACUACAGCUCGUGGGCGUGGGGCUCCUGCAGUGCCAGGAGAAGGUCUCCAAAGAUCUUGAAGAUCUUGCCUCCUUGCUGCUUUGCAUGCUGGGCUUCCCCAUGCGAGAGGACCAGAGUGGUUCAAUGGCCAGCGGCGAGCUUUGGAAGAGGCUCCUGAUGGCUUCUAAGAAGGGAGACAUCACAGAGCGAGACCAGGCAUUGCAGCAGAGGGACAAUGAUUGGCCAGAGAAUGAGGCAAAGCUCCUUGGAAACCUGGCCCUCCGACUCCUGCAAGUGGCUCAAGAGGCUGAUGUGGAAAGAGUGGCUGAGAAUGCCUUGCAAAACGUGGUGACCGACUUAGCCACGCUCCUGCGAUCUCACCACCCACCUGAAGGCCUCGAUUCGCGCCGCUUCUCACCGAACACACGAGCACCUCGUGGCCAUGGCUGGAAGGUGCUGCGGCACGUGCUUCGAGCCUGCUGGGCGUUCCAACAAGGUCUGGAGGCCUUCUGUUGUGUGUGCUUGGAGGUGGCGCCCAAAUCCUUGGGGCUGCUUUGCCCUCAGCUGCACGGGCGCUACCAGCUGCUUUGCGGUGAUUGCCUGGAACCCUACGUUUGUAGCCUCAUCGGCACCGCCGAGCUGCGCCGCCACGAAGGCGGGGUGGUGUGCCCAGCAUGUGCCUGCAACUGCGAAGAACCGACGAUCUUCUCGCGACAGCAGGUGCAGGCACGCCUCGCGGGGGCGGCGCUGCGGCGCUUCGUCGAAGCCACCGAGGAGGUCGAGGUCGCCCCGGAGGACCCGGAGGAGGAUGAGGAAUGGUCGGUCUUGGUGGAGGAUCUGAAUACCAGGUCGGUACGGCUGGCCACGCAUUCUCGCGUUUCCGAGGAUGACGAGCCCAAAGUGUUGCGCCGCACCAAGGAUGUGCUUCCAUUUACCUGGCUCCUCUGCGAGGGUGACAGCACCUACAUUCAAUAUGAACCCGACAGGAUGAAGUUGCGCCAGCACAUGUCUCCACGGCUCUUCCACUUGCAGGUGGCGGAAUGCCUGACGAUGCAUUGCCCAAGGUGUCAUUGCCCAUUGGACCCGGAUCCUGACGGAUGCGUAGCUAUGACUUGCUUGGCCUGCAAUGAAGGCUUUUGCUGGGUUUGCUUCACGGCGUGUGGCGAUGAUGCGCAUGAGCAUGCCAUGGAUGCGCAUGGAAGCUAUUUUCCCGGGCAGGACUUCGUUCAGGCCUGGCACCGAAAGCUGCGCUGGCAACGAGUGCAGCAGAUCCUUCAGCAGCUCCGCGAGGACUCACAAGACGAAAGCCUCAAAGGAUGUCAAGCCCUCCUGGCUGAUGUGGAUCUCUGGCGCUUUCCGCGCGAGGCGCCGGAGGUGCCGGAGGCCGUGCCGGGGGACGUGGAGGAGCACGCAGGCCCCUGGGGUCCUGUGGGCCUUCAUCUGGCCGCACGCCUGGGGCGUCUCGACGCCGUGGGAGAGGCUCUUCAGCGGGAGGAUGUGAACCUGCAGGACAACCGUGGAAUGACACCGCUUUGCUAUGCCUGUCAUGAAGGGCGCAUGGAGGAGAGCCUGGCCGCACACGAGCCUGAUGUCGGUGUCUCACUUUGCAUGCUGAAAACCAUCACAGAUCACAGAACAGAUUGAACAACUCGAAAGGAUCGUUGCAAACUGCACAUGUUCAAAGCAUGGAUCAAGACACGCCAUGUGCCUGUCUUGCAGUGAACAUUUCUCCGUGUUUCCGUCGCAACACUUCCUAGGAUCAUAAUGGAACAUUAUGGAACGGCUUCCUGUUUGACAGUCGCGACAUGCCAACCAAACCAAAUCAAAAGGAGUCCAUUCACUCUACUUCAACUUCCGACUCCGCACAGUUUUUCAAUGUUCAACCCCUCUACACCUUGCCUCAUGACACCGUCAGCCGUCGC
This is a messenger RNA of Durusdinium trenchii, 2441 nucleotides long. NCBI's taxonomy places the organism in Eukaryota, Dinophyceae, Suessiales, Symbiodiniaceae. The record is from the annotation of a GenBank genome assembly.